AUGGCGUCCUCUGAGUCCUCGAUCCCUGUUCCCUUGGUCACGAUCAAGGUGAACUAUGACGGCGAGCCUCAUCGCUUCAAGCUUCCCCUUCGCGAGAUGGGUGCCACUACCUUCGAGGAUAAGCUUCGACGAUCGCUCCGAAUUCCUACCGAUGUAGCCUGUGUUAUCGAGCGCUAUUCCGACUCUGCCGGCUCCUUCGUCGUUCUGGACCGAGCCAACGUUCCUGUGUACAAGCAGCUCUAUCGUGCCGCGAAGGCCAAGUCUAAGCUAAAGAUCCGAGUUACUACGAUUGAGCCGCCCAAGGCCGACGAGGUCGAGGAAGAUUCGCCUGUCGAUGAGCCUACUCCGGAGGCCGUCGAGACGCCGGUCGAACAGCCCGCUCCUGUUGUGGAGGAGAAGCCCAUUGUCGAAUCGGUUCAGCCGAUGCCCACAUUUGAAAAUGUCCCUCUUCGUGUCCGACACAACCCUCCUGAGGAAGAGGACUCCACCGUUGACCAGACCGACCGCUCGGUUAUGACGGAUCCUUACCUUCGUAGCAUGGCCCCUCCCGUUUGCCCCUACGCGGGCUCUACUCUGGAAUAUCGAGUCUGCUGCAACAGCUGCGAGCGAACCAUCCCCGAUGCCCACUACCACUGCACCAAGUGCGAUGACGACGACUUCGAUCUCUGUCUCACCUGUGUCGAGAGCGGCAUUACUUGCUACGGCCCCGAUCACUGGCUGAUCAAGCGCUUCAAGAAGGACGGUGUGUUCGUCAGCAGCACCACCGAGGUCCUUCCCCCGAAGCCCAAGGCCAAGCCGGUACCGACGGUCGAGAAACCGGCCGAGCAACCAGCCCAGCAAGUACUUGUUGAGCUUGUCCACGCUCCUCAACAGCAGGACCCCCUUCGUAACAUUGAGCCUUUGGUUAAUCUGCGAGCCUGCAACUGCUGCAUGCAAGAACGAGCCGAGCGCCACUUCCUACACUGCACCUCUUGUGAAGACUUUGAUCUCUGCACAAGCUGCUUCGCGAAGGAUGUUCACGGCCAUCAUCCCAAGCACUCUUUCGUCCCCGCUGUGGCGGACGCUUACGUUCCUGACCAUAUCGCGGCCAGGCUAGGUCCCGGCCGUAACCAGACUCAUCACGCCAUCUGCGAUAACUGUGACAAGUUCAUCCGCGGAGUUCGCCACAAGUGCCUCGAUUGCCCCGAUUGGGACUACUGCAGCGAGUGUGUUGGCGACGCGCCGUCCGAGCACGCUGGCCACCGAUUCGCACCCAUCUAUGAGCCGCUUGCCGAGCCUCCCCGCUUUAGCUACCGCACCGUCCACGAGGGUAUCUGCUGCGAUGGACCUCUUUGCGAGGCCAACUCUGUCAUUACGUACAUUACUGGCGUCCGAUACAAGUGUGCCGUGUGCCCGGAUACGGACUUCUGUGCGGCCUGCGAGGCCCAUCCGUCCAACCCUCACAACAAGACCCACCCCUUGAUCAAGUUCAGGACGGCAGUUCGUCACGCACUUGUGAGCACGACUGGUGUCGACAGGAAUGGAAAGGAGAUGCCGAUCAUGGGCGAUGCUUCGAUCGCCCCCAGCUCCAGGUUCUCCAGCAGGCCCACGUCUCGCCGCGAGCCUACCAUCUCCAGCCCCCGCGCCAUUGUUAGCGUAGAACCCUCGGAGCCCGUGGCCGCCAAGGAAGAGGUUGUUGUUGAGGAGAAGAAGCAGGAAGUUGAGCCCGAGAAGAAGAUUGAGGAGACGAUUCCCGCCCAAGCCGUAACGGAAGUGAAGCCUGCCGAGCCGGUAGCGAAGAGAUUCGGCGCAGUGUACGUUCAUGACACGGUCAUGGACGGCACCGUCCUCCCUCCCAACCACGUCUUCGAGCAGACCUGGGUUCUCCGCAACUCUGGUAACGUCGCCUGGCCUGCAGGAUGUGCCGUCAAGUUUGUUGGAGGCGACUACAUGGGUCACGUCGACUCUAACCACCCCGCCGGUAUCUCAGAGCUCGUCUCCGCUUCGGAGUCUACCAUCUGCUAUGAGGCUCUCAAGCCCGGCAAGGAAUAUCCCUUCACCGUUCUUCUCCGCACCCCUCCCCGUGAGGGCAAGGUCAUCUCGUACUGGCGCCUGACCACGCCUAACGGCGUUCGCUUCGGCCAUCGACUGUGGUGUGACGUCAAGGUUAUGGCGCCCAUGGCGAUUGAGACUAAGGCCCCCGCGGUACCACCAAAGGAGGAGAUUACCCAGCCCGAGGCCGUCCUUGACAGCAGCCAGAUGGUGUUCCCCAAGCUUGAAAAGGAAUCGCCCAUUUCCAGCAUCCACGAGGAGGUCAAGAAGGAAGAGGAGGAAGAUGUCCUCUCGACACCUCAGGAUGCAGACUUCGAUGACUUGGAGGGCGAGGUCUGGGAUGGCUCGGAUGAAGGCUUCCUGACGGACGAGGAGUACGAUAUCCUGGAUGCCUCGGACGAGGAGUACCUCGAGGAGGCGAAGAAGACUCCCCUCAAGAGGUGA
This is a messenger RNA of Scedosporium apiospermum, 2475 nucleotides long. RefSeq names its product Zz type zinc finger domain-containing protein. Gene Ontology annotation, molecular function: zinc ion binding. Lineage: Eukaryota; Fungi; Ascomycota; Sordariomycetes; Microascales; Microascaceae. The coding region runs from base 1 to 2475 and encodes 824 amino acids. The transcript is spliced from 4 exons. The record is from RefSeq and is a predicted model, not a curated record.